AGGCAGGUCCAGGGUAUCGGAUCUCCCAGUAGCAGAAAGGAUGAUGAGGAGGCUAGGUGUGUUGUGUUAAUAAACGAUGGAACCUGUUUUCUCAGAGAGGGAGUCAGAACUACAGACCAGCUGUGAUAUAAUGACACUCUUCUCCAACACUACCAGAGUCUCCUUCAGGCUUCUUCAAGGACAGGCGUGAGACACCCAGACACGAGAGUGAUCCAGCAGGGGGUUCCUGGUGUAGGAUUGUAUUACCAUCAUGGGUAAACAGAACAGCAAGCUGCGUCCGGAGGUUCUGAACGAUCUGCGGGAAAACACCGAAUUCACAGACCACGAGUUGCAGGAGUGGUACCGUGGCUUCCUUAAAGAUUGCCCUAGCGGCCACUUAACUGUGGACGAGUUCAAGAAAAUCUAUGCCAAUUUCUUUCCAUACGGGGAUGCCUCGAAGUUCGCCGAACACGUAUUCCGUACCUUUGACACCAACGGUGACGCGACUAUCGAUUUCCGGGAGUUCAUCAUCGCGCUGAGUGUGACGUCGCGUGGAGGUCUGGAGCAGAAGCUCCGCUGGGCUUUCAGCAUGUACGACCUGGAUGGAAACGGAUACAUCAGCCGAGCCGAGAUGCUGGAAAUAGUGCAGGCAAUUUACAAAAUGGUGUCCUCUGUAAUGAAGAUGCCAGAGGACGAGUCGACUCCAGAGAAACGCACUGACAAGAUCUUUAGGCAAAUGGACACAGACAACGAUGGAAGGCUUUCCCUGGAGGAGUUCAUCAAAGGUGCCAAGAGCGAUCCCUCCAUUGUCCGACUGCUUCAGUCUGAUCAGAGCACUCCUCGCUAGUCGUGAAAGCAACGACACCCCCAGAAAACCAGGUCACACAUUCACACUUCGAUAGGAGGAUCAGCUGGGUGCUCUCCAAGGCAUGGACUGCGUUUGAGUAAUAAAUCAGCUUCCUAUAUGUGAUAUGUUAGUCACAAAAUCUGCUCAGUUUAUUACGCAGAUGCGCUCACAGAUUUCGCCCAAUCUAGUACUUUCUGUUAAAGGAGGAUUAUAUUCAUUGGGAUGUGCCAAAUCAUUUCCGAAAAAAAUUUAACGCGCUGAAUAUCAGACAGUCGAGACAGCCAGUUAAUUAAUAUGACUAUAAAAGGGAGCUCCUUUUGAGGUAAAAGCAUUGGUCAUUUUUGAUGCAGUUCAAACCGGCUUUAGAAGAAUUCAUCUGGAUAUUUCAGAGCCAUGGGAAUAAGGAACCCAUGUUUUUCCCCCUUUCUUUUAAACCCAAUAUGCAAACACACACACACAAACACACAAGUAGCACUUAGUAGAAGUAGUAGUAAGUUAAAGCUCAGUCCAAAAAUCCAAAUGUAAGUGUACAAUUGAUUUGGUUCUGCAGAUGUAACUAUAUCCGUUUAUCGAAAUGGUAAAGUAAAUCCUUCAGUGUUUUAGUCUCGUAUUGAAUUUGUUUUAAACUUUUUCCGUUUUAGUCUUUCCUCUUCGCCAGCUUACAUAGUUUUAUAGUAUAUAAUUCUGCCACUAUGCUACGCUUCAUCAAGAGCGAUUUGCCAAAACUAGCGUUCACGUCGACCGUUUGGUUCAUGAGCGUUGUCCGUAGAGUAAGCGAAGCUUGUGCACUUGAGCAAUAUUGCUGUAUCUCAGUGUAACCAACAGUAGAUAUGUAUGUGAGCUCCUUUCCAGUUGAAUGCUGUAUUUGUAUGAAUCAUGUAUUGAGAACUCAAGCAAGCAACCAUUAUUUACGAUCGUAAAUAAACUUAGAGAUGACCGUACACAAAUACAACUUUUAGUAGGAUUUGUACAUCCAUAAUAAAAUGCAGUCAUUUUA
This is a messenger RNA of Ictalurus furcatus (blue catfish), 1823 nucleotides long. It is a transcript of the gene hpcal1, whose product is annotated as hippocalcin-like 1. Gene Ontology annotation, molecular function: calcium ion binding. The record is from RefSeq and is a predicted model, not a curated record. The coding region runs from base 251 to 826 and encodes 191 amino acids. Lineage: Eukaryota; Metazoa; Chordata; Actinopteri; Siluriformes; Ictaluridae. The transcript is spliced from 5 exons.